Schistosoma rodhaini is the source of this 2022-nucleotide messenger RNA. The record is from the annotation of a GenBank genome assembly. Lineage: Eukaryota; Metazoa; Platyhelminthes; Trematoda; Strigeidida; Schistosomatidae.
AUGUGUCUUUUCGUUCAAAUUUCUCGAUUGCAUCAUCAAUGUAAUCAGCAUAAUGACGGCAGAAUACGGGAUGCGGCAUAUUUAAACGCUUCCCUACAUGAAAUUCCUGGAUUCGUAUGUCAGACUACUUGUAUUAAUAUGGACAAUCGUCCACAUCGUUAUGAUAUUGGGCAAAAGCUGUUGUGUUUCGAACCUGACAGUUCUAAGGCUAAGCUAAUUUAUUUUGCGAAGGUAUUAAAACAUGUUUCUCGAAAAGAUACAGAAAUUCCCCAUUACGGUGUUCAUUUUCACGGUUGGAAGUGUAAGUGGGAUCGUGAAGUUUCAGAAGAUUUGCUUCUUGAAAACAAUGAAUUCAAUCGAAUAUUAAAAAGAAAAAUUGAUGAAGUUGCCCAAAAUGUACAUGGAAGACAUCAGCGUAAACAACGCAUCGAUAUGAUUCUGGAGGGUGCAGCUUUAAGUGGUGAUGAUAUUGAUUGGGAAACAGUUCCUGGCAUUUGGAAAGGAUCCAAAUCAAACAAAUCUUAUCAUCGUUCUAUCUCAAGUGAUAGCAAUAGAGGGAAACCAUUGAUCAGUUCAACAUCCUUUGGUGAUAAUAUUCCAUUUUUAGAUCCAGUCCUUGCUUCCAUUCUGGAUCAAGAGGAAAUAACACAAUUACAGUUUGAACAGCUUCAGAUACACAAACCUUAUAUGGUUCCUUUAGAUCUCCCCAAAAACCUUAGAGAUAUAUUGAAAUGUCAUACCGAUGCUAGUGAUGUGGGAAUAGAUGUGCCCAAGGUAUUUCAGUAUUGGUGUUCAGUUCUUCAAGUGCUCCAAAAGUAUGUUGAUGGAUUCCCAUACAGUGAAUUGAAUAUCAGUGCUGAGCUUGGGUGUAGUAGUUCCUCAAGUGGAAUUAUUUCAGAUCGCGUUUCACGUAUCAUGAAUCCUUUAUUCUCACUAACUGAUCGAAACCGGUUAAUUUGUGCAGAGGUUUGUUCUAGCCUACGCAUAUUGUUUGAUUUUACUGUAAAUAGCUAUCUACUACUUCCUAAUGAAAAAUUAUAUUUUACAAACGAUUUCAAUGGUCACUUGUUUGAAGAUGGUCAAGCAUUCAGUGUGAAUUAUCAUCAUGGACCAAAUGAUAUUCAUUCUGUUUAUCGAUUCUCUUCACCUCGAUAUGAAUUGCUUCCAAAUUCAGAAGUUAUAAAAAACCCACGAUUACCGUGUUUAAAUUAUCCUCCUUACUACCUUUUAAGACUAAUCACUAUCCUUCCAACAUUACUGGAUGGUAUGCAAUUAACAGCUUGUCGACGUGCUAUAAUUCAUCGACAUCUGUACAUGUUUAUUCAUUAUCUUGAUCGAACUUCGAAAUUUUGGUUUAGUAAAAGCUGGUCACAUGAAAAGGAUAUGCGUUCAGUGUCAAAUAAGUUGGAACAAUCCUCGGUUAAUACUACAAUAUCUGAAUCUUCCAGCGAUACAGAACCGUUAACAAAUAUUACUAGUUAUAAAUCACUACGGCCUACAACACGAAAUACUUCUAAAAAUCAUUUAACUAUGAGAUCUGAAUCAUCAGAAUUAUCUCGUUUGAUAACAAAACCACUCUAUUCAUCAAAUGAAUCACCUACAGUAACAUCAAAUUCUCAACCAAUAAUAAGUGUUAAUCUAAAAGACAUAAACAAGGAUUCUAACACAAAUGUAUCAUUGACAAGUUCUAUCACAACAACACCUUCAACUGUCAUAAUAUCAAUAUCUCCAACAACAGUGACAGGAACAAAAUUCAAACAUAACUCUGUUGAUUAUCCAUCAACAGAUGUAACAUUUCAAUCACAAGUUAAACAUGCUACUCGAUCUGCUCCAUUAUUAAGUGAAAAAUUGAAAACUAAUUAUCAUACCACAACAACAUUAAAUGCAACAACUACUAAUACUGUUAGCACUACACAAGGUAGUCUUGAUCAAAAUAUUCGUAUGACACGUUCAAUUGCUAUGCGCCUAAAGAGAAUAAAUUCUGGUCCUAAUUUACGUUCUCAUUCAUUAAGAGGAAAAUGA